AUGAAUUAUUCAGCAGCGGCGCGGAGACGGCGAGCGCGGCGCGGAGGGCGGCCCGGCCGCGCGUCCCCCGCCACUGCGAAGCGGCCGCGUCGACUUCCCAAACUUUCCCUGGUCGGCACCGAGGAUGCGGCCCCCGCGGCGCCUCCGUCCCCGCCCGAGCGCGCCGGCCGCGCUUCCCACGUUGCCGCCUAUUUUAUGUCUUUUGUCUUGGACCAGAGACCGCCCGGGGGCGGUGGCCGUGCCCGUGCGCCCGGGCGCCCCUGUUCCGCAGGGAGGUCAGGGCUUCAGCUGUGCCCGGAAUACCAACGAGGCCUUGCGGGGCCCCCGGCCUUGCCCACUGCGGGCGAGGACCGGGCGCGGCCCCUCCCUGACUCCCCCUUCGCUGCGCACCCUCCUCCCGGGCCGGCGCGCGCGGGCGGGGCGGGCGGCGCGAGCAGCGGAUUCGCCGCCCGGGCCCCGCGCCUCGCCCCGCAGCCUCGCGUGCGCGUCCCCGCGGGCACGCCGCCCCGGGCGGUCCCCGCCCGCGCGCCCGCGGCCCCGCCCGCAUCCCCGCUCGGGGCUGGGGGCACCGCACAGCGAGGACCCUUCCAUUUCCCGCCUCGCGCCCUGCGACCCGCGCACCCAAGGGAGGCGAGCAGGCGCGAGCUCCGGCCCGGGCCCGCCCCCGCCGCCCUGGCACCGAGGUGGCUGCCGGAGCGCGCUCGGCAGCUGCGCUCGGAGGAGCCGGCUGCCAUGAUUGCGGGCAACGGGGCGCGCGCGCUCGCUCGGGCCCGGCUCGGACCGACGGUCCCUGGCCUGCCUGCAGUCCCGUGCGCGCCGCGGACAGAGGCUGCGGUCGCCGGGCUUGACCCUGCAGGGGCUACUAAACAACUUCCUGAUCCCGGCCCAGGGCGCUGCAGCUGCGGGGAGAAGUUCUAGGCCGCAGCUUUGCUCUCACGGAGCAGCACGACUACAGUGCUGCCCCGACCGCGCGGUUCCCUCCCGCGCCCCCUCCCGGGGGUCGCAACCGGCCAGGCUCCAGGGUCCAACACUAGUUAGAAUGCCAAAGAGGCCUCAGCAGCCCUUCCUACCAGGUCCACAGGGGCGCCUGGGUGGUUUUCCCGCAGAGGGGCCUGGGUCUCUGGCAUUCAGGGGAUGCCCACACCGGGGCAUUAUGCUCAGACCCCCUCCCUCUGCCCGGGUGCCCUCGAUCAGAGCCAGAUGGACUUGGCUGUCCCCGGACGCCCAUGAAGGCGCCUGAGAGAAAAAAGGCGUCCUGGGCCCCACCCCAAUGUCUCUCUGUGCCUCUCUUCCCCCGACCCCCCCAGCAGGCCUUGGCAUUCUAACCAGUGUCCCUUGACGUCACAUCUCGCCAUUUCUGUCAACCAAUUGAAACUUGCCCGUCGUCAUAAAAAUAUAUAUACUUUUUA
Manis pentadactyla (Chinese pangolin) is the source of this 1409-nucleotide messenger RNA. RefSeq names its product basic proline-rich protein-like. The coding region runs from base 1 to 918 and encodes 305 amino acids. The transcript has 3 exons. The record is from RefSeq and is a predicted model, not a curated record. Lineage: Eukaryota; Metazoa; Chordata; Mammalia; Pholidota; Manidae.